CGAGAGCCUGUUGGCAGGCUACUGAAAGCGAGGCUGGGUAUUCCUGAGCUUCGACAAAGAGAAAGUAAAUCAUUAUAUGGAGAAAGAUCUAAGAUUAAUCUCUUUUUGAGUAUUAGAGAGCUUUUGUGGGAAGUAUUUUGAAUCAGGAGAAAACUACUUGAGGUUUUUUAAGCUUUGAGAGCGAACAGAAAGGAAAAGUACUGUACGUAAAGGCCAGGGCAAGUCGUGACGAGAUCAUACCAGAAGCGAAAGUACAAACAUACGUGUGCUGUGCACUGAUAAGGUAUAUACAUGGCAGCGAGUGGAACAGAAACGCCAACUAUCGAAAACAUUGAUCUUAAAGUCGACGACAAUCCAGUGGAGGACCACAUUAAUAUCGACGUAAAACAAGUCACGGAAGAAACGACUCCCUUAAAAGCUGAUAGUGAUGACGAAGAGCUUGAAUUUGGAUUCGGGAGAGACGAGCCAGUCUUUAUCACAGAUCAGGAUAUUGCCGACUUUCGAGAAUCGUCGAUGGAAAGAUCAACAGAACUUUCACCUGACGCCAACAAGGCGUACGAAGAAUGGAUCUAUGUGGAUAUGAACAAGUCUACCCACGAAGUGAAAGAGGACUUGCUUCUUUUGAGUUCAGUUUAUGGAAAGGAUCAAGUAUGUUGUUGUGUUAUGUGAACUAGAGAAGGCGUUAAUUUAUUUCUUGAUCGAAUGAAAGCCACGAAAUAUUCCUUGAUUUCUAUUGUGUAGCUUACAAAGCUUAGAAGGUGGGAGAAAGUGUUAGGAGAUGGUUUCAGUUUAAUUCAUUUCAAUAUGUACAUUACACGGUCAGAGAAUUAAAGUAGAUACAUUACGAAGUUUAUAUCAUGCAUGAUAUGAAAGGACAGCCCUGUGUAUCGUUUAUUGGGCAGGGAAAGCAGAGAAAUUUCUAGGGUAAAAAUAUGUAGGUAUGCAUUUUAUUGCAUGUAAUUGCUUGCUCUCCUGAUAAUUUGUCAAGCAAGUUCUGUGAAAGGGCAGCAAGGGUUUGAUGGGUAAAGAGUUUGUGUAGACAAUUGUCCUAUUGUUAUCCCAUUGCAGAGCACGUGAUAAUACUUGAAAUUAGUUUAUACUCAUGUUAUUACACCCUUGAUUUCCCCAAAGGGGAAAUAUAGGAUUUCAAUUGGCAGGGCUGUGGUCUGGCAGUGCCCGGUAGCCCCUGGUGCCUUACUUUUGCUCUUGGGCAACCUAGGAAUCUUAGUUUUUUCAUAAAAGGCAUAUGCUGGGCACCCUGGAUUUCACAGUUUCAGUGCACAGGGCUCCCUUUAAUCUUUCUUAGAGUGCAGCCUUGAUUGGGCAAUAUAAAUAUGACACAAUUCAUGGUUACCUAGUUUCAUGGAACACACAUGAUUUUAAUUAUCUGAUAGCCCAUUCAGCCCUAUUAAAUUAGUUCUCCUGAAGGUAGUUUCCUAUUGGUUUUAUUAACUGAGACCAAUGCUACAAGUGACUAAAUAAUUGGUUUACCUGGGAUGAAUGGAAUUUAGUUGUAAUCUUCAAACGAAAUUCUUAGAAUCAUCUUGAUUAGAGAGAUAAGAGUGGCUCUGGUCAUUCUAACUGAAGCAAGAAAAUAUGUUACUGGGAUUCCAUUUUUUUUCUAAGGAGACCAAUCAGUUUUUCAGUGAAAGUUCUAAAUGUGUUGUAGGUGCUUGACUUUGUCUGAGAAAUUCUUCUGUCUUCUGGUUUUGCUGACAACUAGAAUACACCCAUUCUCAGACAACUGCUUAGAACUAUUUAUGUAGAAUUUUCAAGAGGGUACAGUUUUCUUUAUUGAGGGAAUUGUUAAUUUUACUUUAUUAUAUUCUCAUGUUCCAUGUUGGAGAGUAAAAAUCACAUCUGCUUUGCAACUCCAUGCACAUUAGGAACAUAGUAAAAAAUUAUUUUGUCACUAAUUGUACCAGGGAAAUAGCUAGCUUCAACAAAAACCAUCAAGUUCACAUAAGUCCUUGAGGUAACAAAAUCACAGUUUUAUUAUAUGCCGUGUUAAUCAUUAUUGAGUUAUGCACCUAUUGAUCACAUUAAGUGGUGAAUAUUAGUGGCCACAUAAAUUUCAUAAUGAGAUAUUCCAGAAUUACUCAAAUUGUGUAACAAAGAUAGUUACCCAAGCUCUGAAAUGGAAAUUAUUGAAUGUGGUCAUAGGGUAGACUGUAGUAAAAUUACUAUAAUGUCUAUAGCAAGAAGCCAGGCCGGAAUUUGA
Stylophora pistillata is the source of this 2221-nucleotide messenger RNA. RefSeq lists its product as uncharacterized. Lineage: Eukaryota; Metazoa; Cnidaria; Anthozoa; Scleractinia; Pocilloporidae. The record is from RefSeq and is a predicted model, not a curated record.